UCUGGGCCCCACUCCCACCUUCUUAAACCCUUUCUCUCUCUCUCUCUCUCUCUCUCUCUCUCUAAAACUAGCUUUUCAGACACGGCUUUCUCACUGUUUUUCUCUCAUUCUACCUAGUAUUUUCCUAUUUUUCUUUCUUGUUUGUGUCUACAUUCACAAUAUGUUUUAUUCUUUGGAAGCUGUAAAGGUUGAAGAGAGAGAGAGAAAAUAAAAGAUUGGUUAGUUAUAAGAAUUGACAAACUCUAUUGCUUCUUCUGUUUCUUCUUUUAUUUAUUCCUUAUAAUAGAAGCACAUAGGGAUAUGUGAUUUAAGAAGGAUAGGAUAUAGUUGUGUUGGUUUUUUACUUUGUUUUCUUUGAUAUAUAGUCCUCCAUUUGCUUUGUACCUGGUUUUCUCUGUGAAGAUUUUGCCACUGGGUUAAAGAAAGUGGUUGAGUUUGUCUAGUUUUUGAAUUUGAUUUGGUAAUAAGUCAAAGUUUGAACUUUGAAGUUGGCUUUUGCCACAGGAGCUACAAGGUUAGUGCUUUUUUUAGAUACCCUUUUUAUUUGGAAACAUUUUUGUUUCUGUUCUUUUUUUGUUUCUUUUUAGAUAUUUUUGAUAGAUUGAAGUUGGGUAGUUUUCAACUUUGAUUCUUGAUUGCUUGUUUGGUUAUAUGUGGUUUAACAGUAGGGAAAAUGGAAAUUUUUUUUAUCAUAAAACUCAAAAGGAAAUAUAAACUAGUAGUCUAGUAUUAAAAAUGUGAAAACCCAAGUUCGUAGGGAAACUACAGGUUCCGCAUAAGUGGUUGUGUUAGAUCUUUGGAUCUAUUAGAUAGGUAUUUAACUUUUUUGACAAAACUAGCUUAGUAAAAUUCAGAUAAUAAAAUGUGGCAGUUGAGAUUCUGUGAUAUGGAUUAGGUUGGUUUUUCAUUGAGGAGUUCUACUUUGGGGAGGGAAUCAGAAUUCAGAAUUGGAGCAUACUUCAAGGGCUAUAGUCGAAUGUAUGCUAUUGCAGUUUUUGUGAUUCGGGGUUUGGGAUGUGAGUACUUUUAGAAAAUUGGAUUAAACAAGCAACCAUUUGGGAGCAAUGUUAAGAGCAUUAGCUCUUGGAUUGUUCAUUUCUUACAUGAUUUUCUCCGUUGCUGCUGAUGAUAAUUGUAACUGCGACGAAGAGGGCUUGUGGAGCAUACAAAGCAUUUUAGAGUGCCAAAGAGUGAGUGAUUUCUUGAUUGCAGUGGCAUAUUUCUCAAUCCCAAUUGAGCUUCUUUACUUUAUUAGCUGCUCAAACUUUCCAUUUAAAUGGGUACUCCUACAGUUUAUAGCAUUUAUAGUCCUCUGUGGAUUGACCCAUUUGCUCAAUGGAUGGACUUAUUAUGGCCAACAACCAUUCCAGUUGAUGCUUUCCCUUACCAUUGCCAAAUUUCUCACUGCCUUGGUUUCAUGUGCAACUGCAAUUACUCUUUUGACUCUGAUUCCUCUUCUUCUUAAAGUAAAAGUAAGGGAGCUUUUUUUGAGGCAAAAUGUGAUAGAAUUAGAUCAAGAGGUUGGAAUGAUGAAGAAACAGAAGGAAGCGAGUUUGCACGUACGAAUGCUAACCAGAGAAAUCAGAAAGUCACUUGAUAAGCAUAAUAUACUUUACACAACACUGGUUGAACUUUCCAAGACUUUGGAUUUGCAAAAUUGUGCAGUUUGGAUGCCAAAUGAGAAUAGAACAGAGAUGAAUCUGACCCAUGAGUUGAAGACAAGUUCUUCACGGAAUUACUGCAGUUCUAUCCCAAUCAAUGACCCGGAUGUGUUAGAGAUAAGAGGGAGCAAGGGAGUGAGGAUUCUAAGGCCUGAGUCAGCACUAGGUGCUGCAAGCAGUGGUGGUUCUUGUGAGUCAGGGGCCGUGGCAGCAAUUCGGAUGCCGAUGCUUCGAGUUUCAAAUUUCAAAGGGGGGACACCAGAAUUGGUGGAAACCAGUUAUGCAGUACUGGUGUUGGUUCUUCCAGCAGCAAACAAUAGAGUUUGGAGUUACCAUGAAAUGGAGAUAGUGGAUGUGGUUGCUGAUCAGGUGGCUGUGGCUCUCUCUCAUGCCGCAGUUCUUGAAGAAUCUCAGGUAAUGAGAGAGCAACUGGGUGAAAAAAACCGUGCAUUGCAACAAGCUAAGAAGAAUGCAUUGAUGGCAAGCCAGGCAAGAAACUCCUUUGAAAAGGUGAUGAGUCAUGGAAUGAGGAGGCCAAUGCAUACAGUCCUGGGCCUACUGUCAAUGUUUCAAGAGGAUAACAUGAGCUUCGAACAGAGGAUUAUGGUUGAUACGAUGGUGAAAACCAGCAAUGUUCUCUCAACUUUGAUAAAUGAUGUGAUGGAAAUUUCAGCAAAUGAUAAUGGAAGGUUCCCUUUAGAGAUGAGGCCUUUUGGGCUACAUUCCAUGAUCAAGGAAGCUUCUUGUCUUGCAAAGUGCUUGUGUGUAUAUAAAGGCUUGGGUUUUGAGAUUAAUGUUCAGAGUUCUUUGCCUAAUCAGGUGAUAGGUGACGAGAGAAGGGCUUUUCAAGUGAUUUUGCAUAUGGUUGGGUAUCUACUGAAUGUCUAUGAUGGGCAGGGCACUGUCAUCUUUCGGGUUUUUCGGGAUAUUGAUAUUGAGGACAAGGAUGAUAAAAUGUUGGGAAUGUGGAGACCAACCAUGCCAGGGGAGCAUAUUUAUAUAAAGUUUGAAAUUGAGAUUAGUGAGAAAGGUUCUCAAUCAGAUGGAUCAAUCUCAGCAUUAAAUUAUGCUGGUAGAAGGCACAACAGCAAUGAAGUUAAGGAGGGCCUGAGCUUCAGCAUGUGCAAAAAGCUCGUGCAGAUGAUGCAAGGUAAUAUAUGGAUAUCUACGAACUUGUUGGGUUUUGCACAAAGCAUGACACUUGUUCUUAGGUUCCAAACCCGACCAUCUUUUGGAAGAGCCAUAUUUGCUCAUGGAAGUUCUUCAGAGCCAAAUUCUAACUCGCAGUUUAAAGGCCUUAAGGUCAUACUAGCUGAUGAUGAUGAUUUAAACAGGACUGUGACAAAGAAACUGCUUGAGAAGCUAGGCUGUCAUGUUACUGCAGUUUCGUCUGGGUUUGAAUGCCUGAGUGCCCUUAGUGCUGCUGAAAAUUCUUUCCAAAUUGUUCUUUUGGAUCUUCAUAUGCCUGAGAUGGAUGGGUUCGAAGUAGCAUUAAGAAUCCGAAAAUUACGCAGCCAGAAUUGGCCAUUAAUUAUAGCCCUAACAGCAAGUGCUGAGGAACAUGUGUUAGAGAGAUGCCUACAGAUUGGAAUAAGUGGAGUUAUUCGAAAACCUGUCCUCUUGCAAGGAAUGGCAGAUGAGCUUCGAAGAGUCCUGUAACAUGCUGGUGAGGGGUUGUGAUGUAGUGUGAAAAUUUUCUAGCCCCUAGAUUUUUUCAAAUAUUUUUUGUGGUCUUUGAAAUACCACUUGGAGAAGUCAAAUUUAGUAGUACCCUUGAUAUCGUACAAAUUGUAGCUGUUAUUUCUUGCUAACCAUUUCCAUGAUUGAGUUAUAUCACUGGAACUUGGUAGAAUGAAUAGCCUUACUUGAUGUUAGAACAAGGAUAAUUUACAGGUCCAUCUGAUAGUGAAAGCAACUUUAAUCAUAACUCACAGAACU
Messenger RNA from Quercus lobata, 3599 nucleotides. Its product is annotated as protein EIN4-like. The coding region runs from base 1065 to 3320 and encodes 751 amino acids. Gene Ontology annotation, cellular component: endoplasmic reticulum membrane; endoplasmic reticulum. The transcript has 2 exons. Lineage: Eukaryota; Viridiplantae; Streptophyta; Magnoliopsida; Fagales; Fagaceae. The record is from RefSeq and is a predicted model, not a curated record. Gene Ontology annotation, molecular function: ethylene receptor activity; protein binding; ethylene binding. Gene Ontology annotation, biological process: response to ethylene; phosphorelay signal transduction system.